AUGCUCAAGCUCUUCCAGGUCUUCGUCGGCUGCCCGCAUAGAAGCCUCGGCCUCGCCUCGCUCACCAACGAUCUUGUGACUCUGUUUCACACCACCCGCAACUAUCCCAGCUUCGGCUUGCUCCAGGCCGCGCGGGUAUGCGCUUCCACCGUCAUCAACGCCAACCGCCUGUUUCUGGAGAGUAGCGUACCUCUCCGGGUUGAAAUAGCCAGCGUCUUCAGUCUCAGUUCGAGUAACGCUGAACGAGUCUUUGAAGAGUUCACAGCCACGCUGGGUUUGACUUGUGAGGUUCGCAUCGGACUGCCGGGCCCCCAUAUCAAGUUGCUGCGAGACAAUACGGAGGACGAAGUUUACAAACCGCUGCGGAAGAUACUCGGCUUCUCCGGGCAAGAUGGAGUUUCUAGCUCGAUAUGGCCCGUCGUCGAACGAUACGAAGGACUCCGUUUCCUCCUCUCAACCGUAGCCCCCGAGCGCUCUCUCCAAGUAAAGCCCGAUGAAGCCGCCUCGGAUGGCUUGUUGUCCAUGGACGAGUUCGUAAGCUGGACACGACGCUCCCAAGCCUCCCAAACCGCCCGCUAUCUUUCGAUUCCCACCGAUCAGUCGACAUCAACCAUCAUGAACGACUUUGUGCGGUUUGUCUCUGACAACAGCAAACACACCGUCCGGUCCCGAUUCCGGCUCUUCACCUUCCAGUUCCGCGAGCUGAAGCUUCAUCCAGACGUCGACAUGGGCCCUCGCGUGAACGGCACGCGCCUGGUCCUGGCAAGUUUCGUGGCCCAGGCACUCGCAUACCUACUCCCUCGCACGGAACCGGCACUCAGGCCGUCCGAACUGCUGGCUUCUUGGAAGGCUGCCUCGCCCGAGCUGCUGACCGAAUAUCACCUGGUGCGUGUCUUCGUCACUCUGAACCUGCUGCUCUGGCAGAUUAGAGUCCAGGCCAUCUGGUCCAUCUGGGACUUGGAGCACUGUCCUGGGGAUGGCGGGCCCGCUCGGUUGAUACAAGACUUGACGGGCUGUUUCCAGUUUACCGAUCUGAAGCCCCCCAUUCUCUUUGCCGGUUCCGGGGACACCAAGUUGGGCCUGGCGGAGAUCAUGGCUUCCGUCGGCGUGGCAUCGUUGGAGCUGAGACCGAGAGCUCGUCAUGGGUCGUCCCCCGACUUCGAAAAACGUGUUUCCGCCGAGCUGACGCUGCUACGAGCUCUCCAUCCGGGCCAUGGUCCUCUGCCGGGGCCCGUCCAUGAUCUGCUGACGGAUUUAUGCACCGAGACGUCACUUCGCGAGGCGCUUUUGCAAUGGAUUGCCAGGACGGCCCACACGAGCGUGACGAGGGAUCAGUGGCUGGGGCGGAUCCGGCAUGCUCUCAGCGAACAAGGCCAUAUUGAGCCGCUGAGUCUACAGAGUGCCAUAAUGAGCUCUCUUUCCAGAGAGGAGAACCAGAUGGCGCAGAGCGUGAUCCGCUGGGUUCUGCAUUCUCGCCGGAAGCUCUCUCCGAACGAGCUCGUCACUGCUCUGGGUCUCGAGCAUAGUCUUGCCAUCCAGCCAGGGCAAGGCGCCGAAUCAGCAUUCCAUCAGGAAGAUAUGAGAGACGAGGACGAGGACGAGGCUUUGCCUCUUGGUUUUGAGCCUAUACUAGACUGUUUAUCAGGUCUCGUCAACGUGGUCGACAACGAAGUUCACCUCUCCCACUGGGUGUGUAUCGACGCGUUUGUUAAUCCUGGAUCUGAGACCACGGACCGGCGGCGUAAUACGGACGAUGCAGAGUCGCACUUCCUUAUACUACGCUGUCUUCUUCUCCAUUUCUCUUCCAAGGCGAGACGUCGGGUACCGGAUCAACAACUCGCUGGCGGCUCCUUUCAGUCUUCUUUGUUCCAGCACGACUUUACCGCGUAUGCUCUCCAUUUCUGGCCGCACCACUUUAAAUUCGCACAGUCUCAACCAUCCAUGCGAGAGAAGACUGAAUCGUUUCUGGCGGAUUUUCUGGCAAAAGAGACGGCGGCCGUUGCGAUGAUGCUGCAGUAUCUCCAGAGCAGCCGGGCCGAGGCUGUCAGAACGACAGUGCCAGACGAAGAAGGGAAUGUCGCUGCAGUAACCUUGCUCGCGAGCUCCGGCUUCGGUGACAUCGGCGAGAUCGCCGCUCUUGUGGGCAGCCCCGGGUGGGAGUCUGACGCGAAGACGUUGUUCCCGGCCCUGUUGGGGGCAGUCGGCGGAGGCCACGGAGAGCUCGUGAGACGGCUAUCUAUCUCCCCCCUGGAUGAUGACGCGGCCAAGGAUGUCUUAUCUCGAGCCGAAGCAGGCGAGCUGGGCAGCGAUGCCAUGCUUCACAUGUUCCAUCAGGCGAAGCUCAGAGAGGGGGACUUCCAACUCCCAGCUCCUUUUCUCAUCCGCGCCGCCUACGCCGGCAUCGAAGAGAUCUUCAACGAUGAGAUGGUCAAGGCGUCACUCGAUCGGCCCGCUGAUGGCGGCUCGUUCUGGAGGGAUUCCCUAUGUCGGGCCGUGAUUUCACGGCAUUUCAACAUCGCAGAGUUGCUGGCGCCGGUCGCGAUUCCCGGUCUGAGCGAUGACGACAAGCGUGACGUCUUUGUGGCGGCUGCGUACAGAGGAGGACCGACGGCCUUGUUGGAACUCAUGAGACUGCUCUCCGCGGAUGAUCAUGUGCGGUAUCUUUGGGUUUUGGCCCGCACCGGUAACUACCAGGCCGUGGAAGAGUUGCUCCUCGAACUCUUCGGGGACGAGGCUCCGAGCCAGUAUCUCACCGACGACAGUAUCAAGUCGAGUGUAGAAAUUGCUGUAACGAUGUCUUCCGUUGAAGUCGUCAGGGCCAUUCUGAGACAUGUCGACGUCGCCCGCGACGGCGAGGCCCUGCUCGACGCUCUCCGGCUUGCCGUCGGGGUGUCGGCGUCCAAAGACAUGUGUGCUCUCUUCUUGGCCACGGGCGUUAAGAUCGAGGAUCGGCAAGGAGAGGACUACUUGAACGAAGCAGUACGCGGAGACAACAUGGAACUGGCGAAGCUGCUUGUCAACCACGGAGCCAAGGUCGACGCCAAGAGUCCCCAGGGCCAGGCGCCGCUCCUCAGCGCCGCCAGCAACGGCUCCUUAGCCAUGGUCAAGUUCCUCGUGGACGAGAAGGCAGACAUCAACAUCCGGACGACGGAAGGAGGCGUCACACCGCUGUACGCGGCGUCGUUGAACAACAAGCCCGAUGUCGUCGAGCAUCUCCUGAGCCGAGGAGCGGACGUCCGAAUCCCCACCCUCACGCGCAACUGGUCGCCGCUGGAGUGUUCGUACGACUUCCCGGACGUGCUACGCCACCUCGUCACCAAGGCAUCGCCGCCUCCGGACUACCGGCGUCUGACCGAGUUCGGCGAGUGCGAGGCCACGGCGCUCUUCCUCGCCGCGCGGAACGACUGCGUCGAAUCCGUCCGGCUGCUGCUGGAGCACGGCGACCCGGACCUGGAGUUCGCGCCCGCGGUGGACAUUGGCGACAACGACCCCGCGGCCGGCUUCACGGCCCUCGCCAUGGCCGCGCGGCAUUCCAACACCGAGGUCGUCAGGCUGCUGCUGGCCGCGGGGGCCAACGUCAACCACCGCAUCCAGUGGCAGGGGCAGUCGGUCCUCCACUGCGUCUGGGACGACAAGACGAUGGCCGCCGUCCUCGAGUACGGCCCGGAUAUAGAAUCGAAGGACUCCAACGGCAUCACGCCCCUGAACUGGCACGCCAGCGGAGACGACGUCGGCCUGCUCAGGCGCCUGGUCAACGCCGGGGCGGCCGUCAAGACAACCGACGAGGACGGAAACACGCCGCUCAUGAACGCCGUCAGGGGCGGCUGUCUCGAGAACCUCAAGUUCCUCACGUCCAAGGGCGUGCCCGUCCACCACGACUCGGGGCGCUUCGGAUACCCGGUCCACGUGUGCUGCUCCUUCGGCAGGCUGGAGGCCCUGCGCUUCCUCGUCGAGCGAGGCGCCGACGUGAACCAGUGGCACGGGUUCCACGGGACGCCCCUGGAGGCGGCUUGCACGAGGACGUCCGAGGACCAGAUGGCGGUGAUCCGGUACCUCAUCGAGGAGAAGGGCGCCGACGUCAACGCGGGAGGGAGCCACUUUGUAGGCAUCCUGGGCCAGGCGUUCCUGAGCGGCACCGCAGAGCUUGUCACGCAUCUCGUCGACAAGGGCAGCAAGAUUGACGCCGUGGACCGGACGGGACUUCCGUCGUUAUUCAACGUCUGCUUCCGCGAGAAGGGCGCCCUCGAGCUGCUGGACUUGGCCGUCGGGUCUCACGGCGCCGUCGUCACUCUGGAUGCGCGGGAUCGCAUGGCUCGGACGAUCCUGCACUGCGCGGCGAUGGCCGGGCACAUCGAUCUGGUCAAGAGGCUGGUCGAGCUCGAGCCGGCGUUGGUGCAGGACCGCGACGGCGACGGGUGGACGGCGCUGCACUGGGCUGCGCGACGGCCUCGUCUGGUGGAUGACACGCCGAGUAGGGACGCCCAACAAGAUGACGAUUCCAAGGCCCAGGUGAUGCGUUUCCUGGUCGAGAAGGGGUGUCCCGGGCUCGAGGAGACGGUGUCGGCGGGCGAGCGGACGUGGACGGUUCUGGAGAUUGCAAAGAACCACGGGGCUCCGGAUGUCGUCGUUGAUGCUGUGAAGCAGAUGAUGGAGGAGAGGGGAACAACGGCGGACGACUCGAGGGAGGCCCUUUUGACGGAACAUGACGGAUGGUCGUGCGAUGCCUGCCGCAGCCGAAUCUGGGGCCCGUUGUACAAGUGCACGGGAGACAGCUGCUACGGGAACUUUGGGCUCUGCUUCAAGUGUAUGCCUUACAAAGACCUGGUCCACGACCCAACACAUAUCCUGGUCGAAGAUGGAGAAAGAGAGUGGUGA
Molecule: messenger RNA, 4875 nt
Organism: Colletotrichum higginsianum IMI 349063
Lineage: Eukaryota; Fungi; Ascomycota; Sordariomycetes; Glomerellales; Glomerellaceae
Product: Ankyrin unc44
Exons: 4
Coding region: 1-4875 (1624 amino acids)
Cellular component (GO): cytoplasm
Molecular function (GO): protein binding
Source: RefSeq, a predicted model, not a curated record